UAAACCAAAAAUUGUUUUGUAUAUCCACGUUUUAUAUAUAAUUGAUAUUAGCUCGUGUAGAGAACAAAUUGAAAAUGUUAAGCUAAGCAGCGCAGAUGGGAGCGUAAGAAGAAGAAGCAGAAAAAGAAAACGCGGUUUGGUUUUCUGGUUUAUACAACACAAUCUCUCCCUGGCUGACUCUUAUUGUCAUCCUUGACUUUGACUCUUUCUCGCCAUUGCCUUGCCUUGCCCCUCCCACCCAUUUACCCUCAUCUUCUUCCUCUCAAAUUUCCUAAACCACAAACAAGCCUAACACCUCUAUUCAACCUCUCUCUCUGCACCCGAAAUGGGCUGCUGUUCCAGCCAACACGCAGACUCCAAAGCCAGUAGGCUAAAUCGAUGGCGAUCCACUGGUAUUGUCGCUCUGCGUGACUCCAAAUUGAAGACAUUGCCAGAAGAAGUCCUCAAUUUGGAAAGAUCUGUACGAACUCUUGAUUUAACACACAACAAGAUAGUUGACAUUCCCUUGGAUAUUUGCAAAUUAAUAAAUAUGCAGCGGCUGGUUUUAGCUGAUAAUCUUAUUCAGUCUCUGCCAAUAAAUUUGGGGAAACUGCAGUCUCUAAAAGUUAUGACACUUGAUGGAAAUCGAAUUUCUUCCUUGCCUGAUGAAUUUGGGCAGCUAGUGAGGCUUGAACGGCUGUCCAUCUCAAGGAACUCCUUAGAAUGUUUGCCUGAAACUAUUGGCAGCUUGCGAAAUUUGCAACUUUUAGAUGUCUCAAAUAACAAAUUAAAGUCUCUUCCAGAAUCAAUUGGGAGCUGUUUCUCUUUGGAAGAACUACAAGCUAAUGAUAAUCUUAUCGACGAUCUUCCUGAUUCUAUCUGCAAUCUUACCCACUUAAAGUCGCUUUCCUUGAACAAUAAUAAUGUGAAGAAGAUACCAACAAAUAUUUUGAAGGACUGUAAAGCACUGCAGAACCUCUCCCUUCAUGGCAACCCUAUUUCAAUGGAUCAGUUUCAGCAGAUGGAAGGAUUCGAAGAGUUUGAAGCUAGGAGGAGGAAGAAGUUUGACAAGCAAAUUGAUUCAAAUGUGAUGAUAAGCUCCAAAGGGCUUGAUGAGGGUGUUGAUCUUUGAGAGUUAGUUACUCCUUCAAAUUACUAUCGAACAACAGAGAUUGAACAGUCCACAGCUAUUUAAAAUGCUAGAAAGCAGUAUUACUUAUUGAUAUCUGUUGAUUCGUAUGAACUUUUGAUGUAAUUUGGAAGAGAGAAUACUGUUAUAUAUGAUUCCUUGUCAUAUGUGAGAUAAACUGCAUUGCAUUGUACAUGUUUUCUUUUUUCUUUUUUCUUUGGUUCAUGUUUGUCAUCAUAAGUUGUAUAUUGGGAAAAAAAAACUUAUUGAGACUUAUCAAUGAUGCUAUUUUUUCAUGGAUAUGUACACACAAAGAGCUUGACCGAGUGAAUAAUAAGUUUCUCUUAUUUUGAUUCUA
Molecule: messenger RNA, 1466 nt
Organism: Cannabis sativa
Lineage: Eukaryota; Viridiplantae; Streptophyta; Magnoliopsida; Rosales; Cannabaceae
Product: plant intracellular Ras-group-related LRR protein 7
Exons: 10
Coding region: 326-1111 (261 amino acids)
Molecular function (GO): protein binding
Source: RefSeq, a predicted model, not a curated record